Mya arenaria is the source of this 3708-nucleotide messenger RNA. RefSeq names its product sterile alpha motif domain-containing protein 12-like. Gene Ontology annotation, cellular component: cytoplasmic side of plasma membrane. The coding region runs from base 517 to 939 and encodes 140 amino acids. Gene Ontology annotation, molecular function: protein binding. NCBI's taxonomy places the organism in Eukaryota, Metazoa, Mollusca, Bivalvia, Myida, Myidae. The record is from RefSeq and is a predicted model, not a curated record. Gene Ontology annotation, biological process: cell surface receptor protein tyrosine kinase signaling pathway. The transcript has 6 exons.
GACAUUUUAGUGCCUUAUUGUAAUUUUGAUAUCAUUGGGUUGUGAACCAUUCACAAUAUUUAAAAAGAUAUCAUCGAAUUUUCUUAAAAUAUUGAACUCCGUCUUUUUGACAUUUAAUCUGUAUCACGACGCGCUUAUAAAGUUAUUAUAGGAUUACCAAUCAUUAUAUUCUUAUGAUACAAUGUCAUGUCAUACUGUAAUGCACCUGCAGAUCAAAAUAUGUCAUUAAAAAUAAGUUUUCGAGACAAUAAAAUUGGUUUACCUCCCUCCAAAGUCUUUCAAAAAUUCUGCUUAAUACUAUCAUCUAUGAUGAUGUUCAGACAAUAAGACUUAACUUAAGAGAAUGGAAGAAGUAUGAUUAUUUUUUUCAUUUUCCAAAAUAGUAAUAAUUCUUUGCCUUUGAUCUUUUACCUAGCAAAACCUAAAGAUGCGCGUGCGCCCUCUGACGUCAUUUCCCCAUGUGCUACAUUUUGAUCUUUAAGGAUGUCUUGAAUGUAGGGGAUAAGUUUAGCAAGAAUGGCUGAUGAUACAAGAGAUGAGAAAGUACAGGAACCUGCUUCUGUUGCUGCAACUAAGCCUGCUAGCACCGGAAAGAAGGUAACUCGCAGCAAGACAAAGCCUCUAUACUUCUGGACUAGCGCUGAUGUAAACAAGUGGCUGAAGAAGCAUGGCGGCCACUGCCAUGAGCUGUACGGACAGCUCUUCCUAGAGCAGGAGGUCACAGGGAGAUCCCUGAUCAGGCUCACAGAGUACAAGUUGGAGAAGAUUGGUAUUUUGAAUCUUCAACACAGACAGGAGUUGAUGCAUUACGUCUUAAAGCUGCGGUUGAAACAUGAGGGCACAGAUCUGAAAAAUCUAGACCAACGAGGGUCAGGAUUUGAGCUUCCCGUACCAGACAUAAAACGCCAGUCUGUGAAGAAGAAAGACGAUAAAAGAUAAGACAUGCUUUCAUACUAGUGUAUUGUACAGCUGGCAUACUACAGUCUCGCCAACAUCAAACCUUGUGUGUGACACCCAGCAACACUGUGAUUGUAACACUUUUACAUAAAACUCUGGCUUUGCAUGUCCAGUAAUAUUUAAAUUUAACUGUUUCCGAAAAUCACCAGUCCAGCCUACAUGACAUUAUACAUGUUAUGUUAUUGCAACACUAAGAAGCAUUUAAGUGAUACAUUUCUUUACAUCAAAAAACCAUUGAAUGUUUAUUUUAUAUCCUUAUUUCCACCUGUGCAAGCGCCAUUGAAUCAUUGUACAUUUCAGUACAACUCACCUAAUGCUUUGAGGAAUUCAUAAUGUUCAUAAAAAGCUGAUGAUAUAUUCCUGCGCAAUUGUUUUCUUUAUUUGUUUAAAAUAAUGAUUGUAUUUUCUACGUGGGCUGAUAAUAGUUUGUUACAAGAUACAUACCGUAUUAAAAUGAAUGGGGACCAAGCAGUGUAUGCACUAUUCUCUAUCUUUUGAAUCAUUUUAUUGUUAUUUGAAACUAGAUAAGUAAAAUAAACACUCUUGUUAUAAAGGCUUUAUAUAGUGUAGCAAUGGUAAUAUUCAUUCUUUAAUAUAUUGUCAUAUUUUCAGACCAAUUAAGUGUGAUGUUGUUUUAACCUAUAUUAAUACUUUUAUAAUUGAAAUUGACAGUUAUCAAAACACUAUAUAUAGAUAUACUUGUAGUAUAUGAAUAUUAAAAGCCUUCAUUUACUGCACACAUGUAUCAAUGCUAUUAUUAUGUACACUACUGAAGUGUGUCUCUAUGGCAACCAUGGUCAUGGGUUUAACAACAAACUGUAGUAAAAUACUUUAAUGCUGACAUGUCUUAGAUUCAAUACAUUGUUGCAAUUAUGAAAUCAAUAAAAUCAUCAGUUGAGCGCAAAGAGGGUACAUGAAAUGUUUUAAAUAAUUGUCUAGUUAUAGCCUUAAAUGUGGUAAAAUCAUUUACUUUGGAUUUCAAACUUAUGAAAAAGUCAAGUUGUAAAAAAAUUCUAUAGUUUUCGUGAAUGCUGGUUCAAAAAAAUAAUUGUUAGAGCCAUUGAUUUGAAUUAAAUGAAAACAUGCUCUAGAGAGAUGAAAGAUAAAUACAAAAAAGUCUUUAUUGUUGAAUGUGCAAUUGAAUUGAGUAUGCAUUUUAAUAAAACUAUUUUUUUAAUUGGAUAUACACCCAUUAUAUGGUUAUCAUAAAAAAAUCUUGGAAUUCAAUAAAGUUAGAAGUGUUUACUUAUUACAAGCCGUAGCAACAGACAACUAUCAUGUUUACAAAAGUGUAUUUUUUUGUUGUAUGGUUCAAGUCUUUGAAAUUGCAUACAUAAUGUAGAGAGAGAUUCUUUAUUUCCUCCAAUAUGAAGAGACGUGACAAAUUAUAACCAGAAUUUGUCACAAAGAAACAUAUAGGACAAAAUGUUACAUGCAAUUUAUACAACAAAUGAUGGACAAUCUUUCUGAAAACAAAACAUUUUAGUUCUAAUGUCUAGCUGUAAUGGAUUGAAUACCUUCUCUAAACGGAAAUUACCUUGACAUAUCAGAGGUAUUUAGUGCAUGAAGACUGAAGUAGAUGAUUAGAUGUAAAACUAGUAAUUAUAAUAAACAUUUUUCUUGAGUUUUGCUUGGUUAAAAUGUAGUUGUUGGAAAAUUCAGGUAUUCUGUAGGAACAAGACUAUUUUGAUACAGAAGGAAAUAUAACUGUAGAAGAUGCGCAUGUUGCAUCGUGGCAUUUAGCUUCCAUACGCGUAUUAGCUGUUUCAGCAGCAUUUUUAUUGUGCAAUACAUACUACAUUUGUAUAUUCUUAUUUAAUAAAAUAUAACUAUAAAUUUAUAUGUUUGCAUCAUUUUUAUCUCAUGUGAUAAUGUUUUUAAGAAAAAGUUGAGGGAAAAUGUGAUAGUCAUUGUUUUGUUUUGUUUUUAUUGACAUCAGUAUCAGUGUGCAAAAUUGACCACAACUCCAAAAUUGUUCGAGAUAAUUAAAUGAAACUUGACACUCAUCGAGACAAUAUGCAUAUGUUAAGCAAAUCCAAACUAGGGCUUUUUUCAAGUAAUGCUCUAUGUUCGACUGCACACAAGAAUAAGUGUUCACUCCUGGAUGGUCUUGUAUAUAUCAAAUGUGUACAUGUGUAUAUGCUAAUAAAGAAUGAGUGUUCAAUAUAAUUACCAUUAUGUUAUUUGUGAUUGACACUUAUUUACUUAAUUAAAGUUCAGUUAUUAUUGAAUUUUUAUUAUUGUUCAAAAUGCAAUAUUCUAUUUGAGUUAAAAUUUCAAAUGUGGAAUUUUCAUUGAACUUAUUCACUAUUUGGUGUAAAAGUCACGGCUUUUUUCAGCUGAAAAAGCAAAUUUUAGAAAUAAAAUCAUUAUUAUGUUUUUCUUAAAAAUCACACAAGGUACAUAGACACCCUCUAUUGAAGACAAGUGUAUUGUAUAUUGGAAAAGUUUUCAUCUAUUUGGAAUAAAUCUGCAUUUUCCCUAAGUGCUUAAGUUUUCAAUUCCGAAGACCCAGACUGUGGAAAAAUAAUUGCAUAAUAAAGGUUCCAUAGCAUUGGUUUUGCAGGGCUGAAUAUUGUUGAAUGUCUUGAUUACGUAUUGAAAUAUUUUACAUUCAGCUGACAGGUGCACAUGUUGUGAACAUUAUAUAUCUUGUUGUGAGCAUUGUUGGUGUACAUUUAACUACAAUUAUUUUUAUAUAUUAAAAUGUAUUAUAUGUGCACAAUGUAUUAAAAUAAAUAUAACAGCUUG